Messenger RNA from Naegleria lovaniensis, 879 nucleotides. RefSeq lists its product as uncharacterized. The record is from RefSeq and is a predicted model, not a curated record. The transcript has 3 exons. NCBI's taxonomy places the organism in Eukaryota, Heterolobosea, Eutetramitea, Acrasida, Naegleriidae. Gene Ontology annotation, molecular function: phosphatidylinositol binding. The coding region runs from base 1 to 879 and encodes 292 amino acids. Gene Ontology annotation, cellular component: endosome.
AUGAUGAAAGAAGCUACAGAGAAGCAAGCGGAUUGCUUUUCACCAAACACCACCAUGCAAAACAGUAGUGCUGGAUCUGCUGUUGGCAAAAUUGUUAGCGUUUCGGUUGGAGAUCCAAUGAAAGAGGGAAAAGGACUAAGCGCAAAAACAACCUAUCUCUUACAAACGGAGGUAGCUCUUGCUGGAUUUCCGGAGCAGAGGAUGAUCUAUAACUCUCGUAAAAGGUACACCGAAUUCAAGUCUUUGUAUGAUGAAUGCAAAAAAUUGGUUAAUAAUCUCAAGUCUUCAUUUCCACCCAAGAGUUUUAAAAAAUUUAACGACAAGCUCAUAGAAGAACGACGACAAACUUUUGAGUCAAUAAUUACUGAGAUUGUGGAUAAUCCUGUACUUUUAAACAAUUCGUUACUGAAGAAUUUUCUUGCAAUACCAACUCAUAUUCAGCUCGUUCAUAAAUCACCGGUAAUACAAAAUCAUCAUCGUAAAUUUAAAUUUUCAACAGUAUUGAAGGUAGAAGAAAUCAAGUUUUCAUUUAAACAAUUUUUAAUAGAAGAACAUAAUAUUGAACCUUUCGAAUUUUUAGAAUCCAUAUAUCAAAUUCAAACCAAUGGUAGUAUUUUGGUGGAUGAGUUUGACAGGCUAGUCAUUGAAGAAUUUGUGGAGAUUGGAAGUGUUAGAGAAAUUAAUGUUGACAACAAGACAAGAAGUAACCUGUUAACCGACUGGAACAACCUUAAAGAGUCGUUAAAUAAGACGUCUAUUAAUGUUGUUCUGUGGGAGGACCAAUUAGAACCACUUUUAGCUCCUGUUUGUAAUUCAGUGAAGCUUCAUUUGAAAAACGAUUCAUUUUCUAGAUUUUCACAGCUUCAUCUUUCUGCAUGA